This is a messenger RNA of Bufo gargarizans (Asiatic toad), 2329 nucleotides long. Its product is annotated as coiled-coil domain-containing protein 42-like. The coding region runs from base 1 to 654 and encodes 217 amino acids. The record is from RefSeq and is a predicted model, not a curated record. The transcript has 4 exons. NCBI's taxonomy places the organism in Eukaryota, Metazoa, Chordata, Amphibia, Anura, Bufonidae.
AUGUCACUGUACAUGGAGAAUGAGGUGAAGUCCCUGCAGGCGGUGAAGAAAGCAAGACGAGCACAAGAAAUCUACAAGCAGAAAGAGCAGCAACAGCGCCUCCUGCAGGAGGAGCAACAAGCCCUGGUGAGCAGGAAGCAGAGGGUUCUGGCCCAAAUCCAGCAACACAGAAAGUUCUGGGACUACUUGGAGAACUCGGUGGAGGCGUCAGAAGAGUUCCAGGUCCCAGGCGAUGUCCUCAGUCGGUACCACACAUUGGUUGCUACAUCCCAUUAUCUCCAGCAAGUGGUUACGGAGGGACAGUCAUCCAUUGAUGCGGCCAAGGGUCAACUCUCCUGCUUUCUGGAAGAGAAAAGUGAUAAGGUUCUGCAGCUAGACAACCAGUUGGGGCAACUACAGGCCGACCUGGAAGAAGCUCAGAACCAGCGACUACUGUGGGAGUCACGCUGGGCGCACAUUCGAAACACGGCCACAAAGAAGACCCUACUGAUCGGUGCAAUAAAAAUGGCGACACUGAACCUCUUCCAAUGCAUGUCCAUCCCGGACGGAAGCGUCGCCAUCGAUGACACCACGAGACAGCUGGAGAUGGUGAGGAUUGGGUCACCAUGGACUGCACACAGCAUUGUUGUGAAAAUCUCACACCAUACACUUUAAUAGAGUCCCAUAUUCCUACUCCACCUGCAUUACUAAGCAGAAGUGCCACCUGCAGUCCUCCGUGGUUACUGCAACCCGAUGGAACAAAACAUCUUCGUGCAGAGCAGACACAGCAAGGUUAAUGGGCUUUGGCCAGUGGACUUAUUGAAUAAAGAAAACGCGGCAAUUCUCGUGCGUGCGGACGUGUGACGUCACCACACAGGGCAGGAGUGGUGACGUCAUCACACACAAGAAUCGGCCUGUUUUCUUUAAUCAAGAUGGCCAGGGCAGCCUCUCCGAUCAAAUGGAUGAGACAUGUAUUUUUUAUCCCCCUCAUAGGCUGAAUGUGACUCUCAGAUGUUAAAUGCAGCAUCUGAGGGGUUAAAUAAUGGAGGGAGGGGGGGCGCGGUGCGAUCGCCGUUCCCCAUCAUUGCGCCAGCUCCAUACAAUGGAUGCGAUUUGUAAUUAAUUGAAUUUCUCGUUGAAGUUCAGUGAAGCACCCAAAUCAUUUUUGAAAGCUUUGCUCAUCCCACCACUAACUGGAGAGCUCUGUCCAUUCAGAGACGCACACCCGGCCUGGAGAACCCCGAGCGAUGUGUGAAACCUUCCAUCGCCUCCUCCAGGAGCCUGCAGACGGUUCUCCUCUGGGUGGGGGUAGCACAGAUCACUGUGUGUCUUGUGGAGUGGACGAUAGCAUGGUGACUCAUAAGAUCUAAUCCUGGCUUUAUACGACCAUCUCCAACUUGGAAUAAGUUUCAGGAGUUGGUGGACAGGACGCUGGGGAUGCAGCUUUCCACUCCUGAGAUUUCCUUUAAGACUGUGACAUUGAUCAGGUGAUGGCGAAGGCCAGCCGCCGAAGCACGAAAACCUUGUUGUGUCUGCUUGACGAUGUUUUAACUUUGGAUUCAAUUUAGAGUUUUCGGGGAUAUCGGAUAGGUGGCGGUCUAACUUCCGACACCCCCACAGCCUCCAAGCCAUACAUUGGAUAGCAGCUGUGCUUAAUAUCUCAGCUCAGACCCAGUCACGGCCACGUGACCAACGACCAUAACGUCUCUGGCCUAGGAAGAGGCUGGAAUGAAAACCAGAGCACUGCAGUGUCUUCACCCAGCUGACUGUGGGGGUGUCGGGAAGCGGGCCCUCACUGAGCUGAUGUGGAUGACCUAUCCUGAAGCUAGGACAGCCAUCUGAAACAUCCCCUUUAAUUCCAUGCUGUGCCGGAAUCAUUUCGUUGUGUCCAUGGAAGUGGUGGGCUGACUCCUACAAACGUAUCGGGAUGGAUUUCCUAGUGAUGCUGGUGACCUCAAGAAGGUUCACAGACACCUAGAAGCGUAUGGGCUACUAAUGAUGGUUACCCCUCUGCACAGGUUCAACAACAUAUCCAGGAUCUUUCUGACAUGUGUGAGGCCACGAGAUGCCAACUGAAGAGCAAGAGCAGCCGAGACUUACUGAACCAAAAAUAAAAAGAGUUACCACAGGCACCUGGCGGCACGGAUGAGAUAUAUGACCUCGUAUAUGAGACACGGCUGGCACCAUCACACCACACAGGAAGCGCAAGUGGCACCAUCACACCACACCACCCAGGAAGCGCGAGUGGCGCCAGCACUCCACCCAGGAGGCACGAGCGGCGCCAGCACUCCACCCAGGAGGCACGAGCGGCGAGAUAACACACCAGACAGGAGGCAUGAGACAUAAGGCU